Messenger RNA from Corvus hawaiiensis (hawaiian crow), 921 nucleotides. RefSeq names its product shisa like 2A (gene SHISAL2A). The record is from RefSeq and is a predicted model, not a curated record. Lineage: Eukaryota; Metazoa; Chordata; Aves; Passeriformes; Corvidae.
CCUCGCCUUGCCUCGCCUCGCCUCGCCCUCUCUCCCGCCCGGGUGCUGCCGAGCCGAGGCGCCGGGCGGGCAGCGGGCGGCCGGCCGCGCCAUGAGCGCCGAGUGCAGCAGUUACCUCAACGCCGACAAGGUGCUAGUGAGCGGGUUCAGCUGCCCGCGGGCGGGCGGCGACGCCCGCGCCGUGUUCUGCUGCGGCUUCCAGGACGUCAAGUACUGCUGCGAUGACCCCCACAGCUUCUUCCCCUACGAGCACAGCUACAUGUGGUGGCUCAGUGUUGGAGCACUCGUGGGCCUGUCAAUAGCAGCAGUGGUCCUCUUUGCUUUUAUCAUCACUGUGUGUGUUCUCUGUUAUUUGUUUAUCAGCACCAAGCCACGCAGCAAACUGGAUACUGGUUUAAGCUUACAGAUGGCAGAUACAGAGCUGCAUCCUUCACAGAGCCCCCACCAAAACAAGCUGUUGACAGAGCCAAGUGGCUUCAAAAGUUUCCUAAGCCACAAGGAUGGCCUGUGACUGUGAGCCACAAGAACCUGAUUCACUCUUCCAGAGGUGUUUUCCUGGCUCUUACAACCACUGUUGAUAACCAGAGGCCAAUCUGAAGCUGUGCCAGGAUGUAUUUGUUUAUGGUUGCUGUACUGAGAAGUUGUGUGUUUUGAUUUGCACAUAUCAGCUACUGCUGUCAAUCAUUUUCAUGCAAGUUGUUGUCUCUAGCCUGUGCAAUUCCAGUGAGAUAACUCAGUUGUCAAGCAGAGCAGAAUUUGGCACACCAUGUUGACCAAGCUUUAUUUUAAGCUUUCCCCACAUGCCAUCUCAGUGUGGUGUCUUCAUGUCAUGAACAUGGUUGUGUUUAGCCAAAUGUGACUGUUCAGUGCACAAACCAAUGUGAAUGCAGUACCUCAAUAAAAUCUGACAUUUGUGUUGUA